AUGGCCACAAUGAAACGUUGUCAGCGAAAUUUGCGUCUUGAGCAAAUCAAACGAGUAUGGCGACAUCAGAAAAAUCGUGUGCGGCAUAUACUCAAUCUGGAAAAACUCACCUCAGACGUUGAAGUGACGCUUGAAGACGUCAUUGCUGCCAGAAAAGGUUUUAUGACCGACUAUGAGAUAGCCAUAGCUCGUGCUUACCUUGAUGUUCCUCCUCGAUCUCAUUCUCCUGGUAAUCGACGUCUCGAAGAACUCGAUCUCUCAUUUCGUAAACGGGCAGCUACAUCACCAAGCCUACGAAUUGACGACUCUGUGUCCAGUGUGAGUUUCUAAAC
This is a messenger RNA of Cylicostephanus goldi, 332 nucleotides long. Lineage: Eukaryota; Metazoa; Nematoda; Chromadorea; Rhabditida; Strongylidae. The record is from the annotation of a GenBank genome assembly.